Messenger RNA from Trichoplusia ni (cabbage looper), 4507 nucleotides. RefSeq names its product segmentation protein cap'n'collar-like. Gene Ontology annotation, biological process: regulation of transcription by RNA polymerase II. NCBI's taxonomy places the organism in Eukaryota, Metazoa, Arthropoda, Insecta, Lepidoptera, Noctuidae. Gene Ontology annotation, cellular component: nucleus. The record is from RefSeq and is a predicted model, not a curated record. The transcript has 22 exons. Gene Ontology annotation, molecular function: RNA polymerase II cis-regulatory region sequence-specific DNA binding; DNA-binding transcription factor activity, RNA polymerase II-specific. The coding region runs from base 585 to 3752 and encodes 1055 amino acids.
GAUCUUGUUAUUUGAUGUUAUAUUAUCAAAUAUUAUAAUAAAUAACUUUCGAAUUAUAUAUCCAAGUGUUUUCGGAUAAGCAAAAGUAAUUUAAGUGCGGAUUUACAACAGUUUUCGGUGAAUUACGUCAGUGUUGCGAAGUGAUAAGUGGAACGUGAAAAAAAAACAGUUUAACUUGCAGUUUUCCAAGUGCUUUUACCUGUUUUCGUGGAUUAUCUUCCGUUAUUGGAGUUAACGGAGCGUGGCACACCUUUACUGCAGCAGUCUUUGUAUAAAAAAUACUUUUUCACAUAUUUAUUUCGAUCGAAACUUCAACCUUUGAGGGGUUUUAGUGAAUUUAGAGACUAUUGUGUUUUCUGGCUUUUAGCCAGUGUAAAAACUUAAAAAAUAUUAAUAAGGAGUGAUCAUGUGUGUAAUAAAGAUGGCCAGUUUACUAAAGAACGUUGCUAGCAAGUGACACCUGUCAAAAUGUCAGAAAAACGCCGGAAGAAGUCUGCGGAGUUUAUAAAUGACAAAAGAACUUAGCGUUAGUGUUUAAAAACUUUCAAUACUUGAUCUCAAAGUGCUCAAUUUAAAAUAUAACAAUGAUUUCUUUAAAAAAAUUGUACGGGGAUGAACUUUUGCGUUUAGCAUUGGUUUUAAGUCUUCUCAAAGUGGACCCAAACGAUUAUUUGGAGCGGGAGACACAGCAAAUGAUCGCUGGACUCCACAUCUCAAACGGAUCAGAUUGGUCCUUAGAGCAAGAAGCCAGGACGUUAAUCCGACCAAGGUUCGUCCACCCAAAAUCUCUGGACAACAUCCUAAUAAACUACGAAAGACAGCUAUUCGAAGAAUUAAACUCCCUUGGACGGUAUGGUAAUUCGGAUUUAGAAUAUAAUGAACGGAUAUGGAAUCGCAGGGCCCCGAUACUUCAUACAUAUUUAGUGAAUAACGUGGCCACUGACACAGUGGCGCCCGCGCUCGCGACCGCGACAGUCGCCGAAAAUGAUGGGCAGGACGCCGUGUCAGCCGACGACAACGUCGCACAAGAGGUCAAAGUGACAGAUGAGGAGGAAUCACAGAACAGCGAGGAAAGACCUGAUGCUGUUGUCACACUAUCCCAAGACUUCCUAAACAACCAUACCCAUGAAGACAUCUUCGCCGAAAUAGCUUCAAGGUCUUUCGAUGUUAACGAACUUCUAGUCCAACCUUCAGAGAUGCAGAUUAAAAAAGAGGACGAUCUCGAAAUGCAGAUCAAAAAAGAGGAUGAUGAUCUCUACAGCGAUAACGCUAUCGAUUUUAUGCCGUAUUUCAAUAUGAAGAGCGAAAAAGAUGUUGAGGAGAGCUCAGUUUACCAGCAGAACAUGGCUGAUUUGAAAGAGUACGGUGAAGGAGACUCGAAAGAUCUGAAGAAUGAUCUAGAAUAUCUGGAUGUUAAACAGCAGGAGAAUUUAGAACAGUACCUUAUGGAGAAUACUCCUUUGGAUGGCGUGUAUGAGCUGGCUCCCAUGUUUGAAGAGGAACUGGUUUUGAACGUGAAGAGGGAAAGAGCUAGCACUAGUUUCACAGCUAGCUCCAGUGGUGUCAGUGAUAUGGAUGUGUCAAGUGAGGGUCCUGACGUGAAACUGGAGCCUGAUGAGGGGCAUCACACUGGUGAUGAGCUGACGCAAGAGGACAUGGACCUGAUCGAGGUGCUGUGGAAGCAAGAUGUGGACAUGGGGUUCUCUUUGGAGGAUCCUGUGCAGCCGGAGGGUCCGACGGCCACGAAGGUGCUUGGAGACGAGAUUGACAAGGAGUUGAAGUUGGCAGAAGAGAAGAUCGUGAAAUGCAAUGUCGAGAAAGCGGAGAUUGAGAAGGUGAAGGCAUCGCUUCUGGACCCUGAGAUAAAGGAGGACGACCCCUGGGCUGGACUCUCCUAUACCGUUGACACUGAAACAGGAGAGUACGUGAUCCAGGGUGACCUUCCUCGGGAGCUGGUGGGGGGUGAAGAGUCGAGGUUCGAUCUUCUCGAGGAGGCGCUCCAGCUGGUGGAGCUCGGAGACGAGGCCGAGACCAAGAAUGAACCACCUGAGGCUAUAGAAGGCAGCAGCAGCGGCUCCGAGAUGCUGCACCCGGCGAUGCGGCACGUGCCGCACCACCCGCUCGCGCACUACCAUAACCAGUCGUUAAUGCGUUCGAUGUCAGUGGAGCAACGCUGGCAGGACCUGGCCUCGCUGCUGACCAUCCCGCCGCCGCCCCCCCCUGACCAGUACCAGCACUACCACCACCACCACCAGCACCACAACAUCACUGGUCACGGUGCGGCUGGGGGCUAUGCGCCGAACUACCACGCUCAUGCCCCUAUACCGCCUGUUCCCGAGAAACACCCCGAGUCAUACGGUGGCGCCGCCGCUCCGCUAGAUGGCGCUUAUAAGGUGGAAGCGGCGCAGCACCCCCAACAACAUGACCCGCUCUACUAUCAAAAUUCCACAACAGAAAUGACAGGUCCGACAAACCAAGAUGGCUUCUUACAAUCGAUUUUAAACGACGAAGAUUUGCAACUCAUGGAUAUGGCGAUGAACGAAGGGAUGUAUACGAUGCGCAUGUUGGACGGCGCAGGCGCACACCACGCGCCUCAUCACAAUCAUACUCAUAUGAUGAUGACAGCUGAAAGGGACUCGGCAUCUGAUAGUGCUGUGUCCUCGAUGGGCUCGGAGCGGGUUCCGUCGCUGUCCGAUGGAGAAUGGUGCGAUGGUAGCGAUUCGGCACAGGAGUUUCAUAGCUCAAAAUUCCGUCCUUAUGAUAACAACUACGGUCGCGACCGCGCGGCGCCCCACCAGCCCCAGAAGAAGCACCACAUGUUCGGGAAAAGAUGCUUCCAGGAACAACCUGCCCCUCCACUGGACCCUGUCGGAAGACCAGGUGUAGUCAAAUACGAAUGCCCGGAACAGACCUACCAUCAUGAGAACAUGCAUAUGCAGAACGUUGAGUUCGGCGGCCGGCCUCAGCUGCCCCCGCCUCACCUGCACGCCCCCGCGCUGGACCUCAACGCUGCCCACUCCAGCCAUGCUUUGCUACAGAGUACGAUCCCAAGCCCGGCCCCGCCUCGCUUCGCCUACGCGACCCCGGAGCGAGUGCGACACAACCACACUUACAGCGCCCCCCUCGCCGCCGCUGACCAGAGACCAGCUGCCGUCAGAGACAAGAGAGUUCGGCGUCUGACAGACGGUUCGAUGUCCGACGGAGGCUCCUCAGCCACCAGCAGCGGACAGCAUCUGACGAGAGACGAGAAGAGGGCCAAAGCAUUAGUUGCUGCAGGCAUCCCGUUGGAGGUGCACGACAUCAUAAACUUGCCCAUGGACGAGUUCAACGAGAGACUCUCGAAGCACGACCUGAGCGAGGCGCAGCUGUCACUCAUAAGAGACAUCCGACGACGUGGGAAGAACAAGGUCGCGGCACAGAACUGCCGCAAACGCAAACUGGAUCAGAUCACAUCACUAGCCGACGAGGUCCGCACAGUCAGGGACAGGAAACAGCGAACCCAGAGAGACCACAGCUCACUCAUCGCAGAACGACAGCGUGUGAAGGAACGAUUCGCGGCCUUAUACAGACAUGUGUUCCAGAACCUCCGCGACCCUGAAGGUCGGCCGCUCUCCUCGCAGCAGUACUCCCUGCAGCAGGCAGCUGACGGAAACGUCGUCCUGGUGCCCAAGAUGCCGCAACACCAAGAUCACCCAAUGAAUCGCACAUCCGAUGAUGACAUGGACAGGAAAGCGAAGAACUACGAACAGUGACAUCUACCCUCAUAUACACACUGGUAACAGGUGUUGCCACACGAGAAAAUACAAAAUUAAAUCAUGCAAUUGAUUCUUAUGUACGGUUUUUUAAUACAUCGGGAUUUUUUUCGUCAAAUAUCCAUAGAAAAUAUUUUUUCUUUUAUUAUGAGGAAGUUAAAUUUGGAGAAACCUCUUUCAGUGACAGAUGUCAGUUUUGACAGCUGUCAAAUCAUUUUUUUUCUUGUCGAUAUUUUUUUAUUUCACGUAUAGUUGUUUGAAAUUGCAUUUUCUAUACGAUUUCAGUUUUUAAUUAAAUUCUUUGAAAAUUAUAGUUUUUUAGGGAUGUUUGACGAAAGCUUGUUGAUUCCCGAUAUUAAUUUAAAUGUAUACAUGUCACCAAUAAGGUACCACAAAUUGAGAACAAAAAUGACGUUUCGUAGCGUCGGAAUACCAAGUAAAUCUAAUAUGUAUCUAUAUUUGUACGGUCAACAAAAAAAUUGUAUGUUUACAUACAAAAACUUAAAAUGACAUUCAUUUUGAACUUUUGUAUGUAAAUUAGAGCCGUCAAAUAUUUUUUAUUUGUGUCAAAUUGCCUGAACGUUAUCAAGAAAACCAUCUUUCAAUGAAAAAUCUUUGAUAUACACAAUCAGUGGUCACUCUAUAUAUAAAAAUAAAUUUGUCUGUCCAUCAGAAAUAUCCUUUUCCAUACAAAUUACAACUGUCACUCAGAUAAGUGACGUUACUUUAAACAAUAACAACUAAAAUCACUAAAA